Molecule: messenger RNA, 324 nt
Organism: Anopheles coustani
Lineage: Eukaryota; Metazoa; Arthropoda; Insecta; Diptera; Culicidae
Product: eggshell protein 1-like
Exons: 1
Coding region: 1-324 (107 amino acids)
Source: RefSeq, a predicted model, not a curated record
AUGAAGGCAACACUUCUGUUCCUGCUGGUGGCCGCCCUUUGCGCCGUUGCACUGGCCGCCCCUCGGUCAGAGGGCAAGGGCAAGGAAGGAGGAAAGGGCAAAAGAAAGGAAGCAGCGGAGUCUGUCGAAGACGGUCAGGAUGGCAGCUCGGAGGAGGGAGGCAAAGGACGUGGAGGCAAGGACCAUGGCAAGGGAAAGGGCAAGGGAGGCGAGAAGGGAGGCGAGAAGGGAGGCAUGGGCGGCCGCAGCGAGGGCAAGGGAAAGGGAAAGCCUGAGCCAAAGCAGGGUAAGGGCAAGGAGUCCGGCAAGGGCAAGAAGAACUGA